GAAACCGAUAACAAAGUGAGCCCACCUCCUAAAGAGGAUCCAAAAGACGAGAAAAAGGAUGAAGAGCAAAUGAAGACUGCAAAAUCAGCCAGUCUCCGCAAAGGAAGUGCCAAACGCUCGAAAAAGUCAUCUGGGAGCAGUAAGAGCAGCAAGAAGACCCGUUCACGGCUCUCGAUUCGUCGUACCUUGCGGGAUGAUCCGGAGAAGGAGAUGAAGGCCACUCUCCUAACCUUCCAAGCUGUCAAAGGCAAGCCUGAACAAGCCCGUGUGCAGCUCCUCCUCUGCAACAUCUCCGACCGUGACAUCUUCGUCAAACUCCGUUGUAGCGCCGCUUCCAACGUCAACGCCCUCCCCGCCGGCUCCGGACACAUCGCCCCAAAAUCGCAAAUGCGUAUUCUGCUCACUUGGAAGAUGCCAGAGGGAUUCACUCAAUGGAAGGACCUGCGUAUGCCGAAACUGCUGCUAACCACGUAUUUCUUGCAAUCCGGAGAGAAAUCCGUGGAUGAGGCACCGACCAACACUCGUCUCAUGGCUCGUGUCAGCACUUCGAAGCAGUGUGAUCCGGAUACUCCACCGAUUGAGCAACUGCUUCUAGACGCUGUUGGCAAGGAUACUGGGGUUACUCCAGCCCCUACAACCAGCCCCAACACUGCUGUGCCUACAACUACAACUCCUACAGAGCCCACGCCAGCGUUUAAAACCGUGAAAAAAGACGAGCAAAAAGAGGAGGAGGAAGUGGACAACUUGAGAUGGAUCAUUAUUGUGCUUAUCAUGAUUAUUGUCCUCCUUUUGCUUCAGAAAUAG
Molecule: messenger RNA, 804 nt
Organism: Caenorhabditis briggsae
Lineage: Eukaryota; Metazoa; Nematoda; Chromadorea; Rhabditida; Rhabditidae
Gene: Cbr-tag-164
Product: Protein CBR-TAG-164
Exons: 3
Source: RefSeq, a predicted model, not a curated record